This is a messenger RNA of Cicer arietinum (chickpea), 739 nucleotides long. Its product is annotated as putative lipid-binding protein AIR1. The record is from RefSeq and is a predicted model, not a curated record. NCBI's taxonomy places the organism in Eukaryota, Viridiplantae, Streptophyta, Magnoliopsida, Fabales, Fabaceae.
CAUCAUCACUCAAACACACACCAAACCAAACCAAGAGUAUUAGCAUAGUCAAAAAGCCAUUAAUUAAUUAGCAUCUUAAUUAUUCCAAAUGGCUUCAAAAUUUGCUAUUAUUCUUCUUUCCCUCAACAUCCUAUUUUUCACUAUGGUUACCUCCAAUUAUGUUCCAUGUCCUCCACCACCCCCCAAGGGUCACAAACCCCACCACCCACCUUCCUCAAAAUCUCCAACUUGUCCUAGAGACACAAUUAAGUUUGGUGUGUGUGCUGAUUUAUUGGGUUUGAUUAAUGUUCAACUUGGUAAGCCACCAAAGACACCAUGUUGUUCACUCAUUGAUGGUCUUGCUAAUCUUGAAGCUGCUGUGUGCCUUUGCACUGCCCUUAAAGCUAAUGUGUUGGGAAUCAACCUUGAUCUUCCUAUUAACUUGAGCUUGAUACUUAACUAUUGUGGAAAGGGUGUUCCAAAGGGAUUCGUAUGCGGUUAUUGAUUAGAGACAUCACUUGAUAUGCUUGUGUCACUAUUUUCGUAAUUAUAUGUUUCAUUAUAUGGUGUGUGGAUUUUGUACUUUUUGGUAUAUUCUCUUUGGCAUUUAAUUUCAUUUGUUUUUGCCUAUGAACAUUUCGUUCAUACAUGAUUAUUAUUAUUGUUGUAAUGGUUAUUAUUGUUUUAUUGUUGUGAAUGGUUGGAAAUUGAAGCAUCUUGGUUUUCGUUUUCAACAUCAAUAAAUAUAUAUAUAUAUACA